Molecule: messenger RNA, 546 nt
Organism: Xenopus laevis (African clawed frog)
Lineage: Eukaryota; Metazoa; Chordata; Amphibia; Anura; Pipidae
Gene: phf5a.S
Product: PHD finger protein 5A S homeolog
Exons: 4
Coding region: 119-451 (110 amino acids)
Biological process (GO): mRNA splicing, via spliceosome
Source: RefSeq, a predicted model, not a curated record
GAUUUCCACGAAUUGGACAUGCCAAGGGAAGUGACGUAAAAAGCCAUAGGCGAGAAAGAGGUUUGGAACACAGAACUGUAAACGCGCGGUCGGCGAAGGGAAGGUUUUUUAAACAGACAUGGCGAAGCAUCAUCCAGAUCUGAUAUUUUGUAGAAAACAGGCGGGUGUUGCCAUUGGAAGACUCUGUGAAAAAUGUGAUGGGAAAUGUGUGAUUUGUGACUCCUAUGUGCGCCCGUGCACUCUUGUGCGUAUAUGUGACGAAUGUAACUACGGCUCAUACCAAGGGCGCUGUGUGAUCUGCGGGGGACCGGGGGUUUCGGAUGCUUAUUACUGCAAAGAAUGCACUAUUCAGGAAAAAGAUAGAGAUGGUUGUCCCAAAAUUGUAAAUUUAGGCAGCUCCAAAACAGAUCUCUUUUACGAACGAAAGAAGUAUGGAUUCAAGAAGAGGUGAUGCUGCCCGUGGAUUUUCUGUGUGAUCUUAUCUCUUUGUGAAAACCUGGAUUUUGUAAUGUUAGAGAAAUCAUUAAAAUGUCUGUUUUACAACAA